AUGAUUGGAGAGGAAGAAAAGUUCCAAGGAAAAGCAUUGGCGCUAUCCCAUACAAAGAGUGCAAUAAGUACGAUAAAAGAGAAAUUCAGUGAGCAACAGCUACGAACCUUCGAACAGAGUUGUUUUGGGCAUCUCCUACUCAUCGAGGACCUGAAGUGGACGUCGCCAAUUGUACACGGAUUGUUGCUGAGGAAAGCUGAUCCGAAGACUGUUUCCCAAGUGAACGGGAUCAAAUUCAUUGUUGGCAAUAAGGUGAUCCAAUUCACACCCCAGCAAUUUUGCGUCGUCACAGGGCUAAGGUUUGGAAACCUUCCCUUUAUUCCGAUUCCCAGUAAUGACAACUGCUCAUUGAAAAGGAAGUAUUUUGGCAACAAUAAAACAGUGAGCCUGUUGGAAUUAGAAAAAGCCUUCCGCGACUGCGCUGAUGCGGAUGAUGCAUUGAAGCUCGGCUUUGUAUACUUCGCUGUGUUUGUGCUGUUGGGCAGUGAAAAACAUGUCCACAUUGACAUGCGAUAUUUGAAGUUGGCGGAAGACCUUGAAGAUUUUGGUAAAUAUCCAUGGGGUGCUGUGUCUUAUGCGAAGACAAAUGCGUCACUGCUGAGGGCACUGUGUGCAGAUUACCAGCGAGUGAAAGGGCCGAAAAAAGCUUCGAAAACAAAAAAAUCUGAAAAGCAAGUAAAGACAACGGCAACCGGUAGACCAAGAGAGUACCACCUAAAGGGUUUUGCCUUUGCACUUCAGAUUUGGGCUUAUGAGGUAUUUCCAGCGUUGGCUGCACUACAUUUGGUGGUGCACGAACAUAAUGCCUACAUCCCUCGUAUACUACAUUGGAGGAGCAACACUUUGCCGCGUUUUUAUGAGCUCAUGAGCCAAGUCUUCGAAAACCGUGAGGUUGAUGUGCAACUUAUCCGGCCAUCUGUAAUUGACAAGCAGCAGGCGUAUUGGACUUGGGGUGACAGUGUUGACAACACUGAAGAACUUGUUGAGUUGGUUGGCGAUGACGCUGAACAAAAAACCAGCACGUCUGCCUCUGUAGAAGAAAAAGAUGAGGACAUUGAAGAAACUGCUAGCCUUCCGUCGUCUUCUAAGGCAAGCAUUACCUAUUUUCCAAUAUUCCAAUAUAUAUGUCAUAAUACAAUAGGAAAUGAACUGCUGGUAAAAUGGCGUCCACUGAGUUACGCACUUUGA
Molecule: messenger RNA, 1188 nt
Organism: Prunus armeniaca (apricot)
Lineage: Eukaryota; Viridiplantae; Streptophyta; Magnoliopsida; Rosales; Rosaceae
Source: the annotation of a GenBank genome assembly